Messenger RNA from Ruditapes philippinarum (Manila clam), 1795 nucleotides. RefSeq names its product cell adhesion molecule 3-like. NCBI's taxonomy places the organism in Eukaryota, Metazoa, Mollusca, Bivalvia, Venerida, Veneridae. Gene Ontology annotation, cellular component: cell-cell junction. The transcript has 9 exons. Gene Ontology annotation, molecular function: cell adhesion molecule binding. Bases 275 to 1456 code for a protein of 393 amino acids. The record is from RefSeq and is a predicted model, not a curated record. Gene Ontology annotation, biological process: cell-cell adhesion.
AACUAGGAAGAUAAAGGUAAAAUUGUGAUUAUGCAAAACGGAUGCAUAUAUUCUUUGUCUACCAAUAUGUGUUUUAUUUUGAUGAAAUGCACGAUGACAUUAACAAAUUGUAUAUUAACGUUGUAACGCAAUAAACAUAGAUAAAGGAAAUAAAUAACACGUGAUAUUGCAAAUUUCCUUUAAUUUAUUAUUAAGUAAAAGAGAUCAAUUAACGUGUCUUAAUCAGUACAUGAAUAGAAACAAGUCAAGUGUCUUAAUCAGUACAUGACUUACAAUGAAUCGAUUCGCUUUGGCGUAUAUCAUAAACUCUACCUUAGUAUCAGUUGUAAAGCCAAAUUCCAUCCUGCUAUUACCAAGACUUGUAAAAGCUGUUGAGAAUUCAAGUGCAACAUUAACUUGCUCGAAGGAAAAUGGAUCAAUCAACGAAACAAUAUGGACAAAUUCACAAAUAGCCGAAGACGCUAAUCUCACAUUCAAUAACGGGAAAUGCAUAGUCACUGGGUUUUUGCUAAACAGUGACCUAUUUGAUGGUAAAUGUUACGGUAAUGGAACGUACUCCGUGAUGCUAAAAAAGAUCAAUCGGACGCAACAUGGAACUGAAUGGACAUGUUCAGAGACUGUCACAAUGAAAAGUAACAUCGUUUCUUUCUAUGUAACCGUUCCUGCCAAAAACGUUGAUAUUCGUUUACUCGAUGAAAAGCUUUACAUGAGAGAAAAUCAAACACAAACUGUACGUUGUCAAACCUCACCGUGCCGACCAAACCCUACAGUAAAAUGGUAUCUCCGACAUUAUUAUAGCAAAAUAACAUACGAUAUAACGGAAAAUUCGACACAAUCAUACAGUUUAGAAGAAUAUGAAUUGAUGGCUGCAGAAAGUAUACUUGAAUUCAUUCCAAAUAGGACAUUUAACAACUGGCAUUUAUUUUGUGAGGUUUGGACACAAGUGGAUAAUGCUGACAUUUCAAGCCAAUUCAUUGUAGUAAAUGUGUCAUUUCCUCCGAGUAGAGUUGUUUUCCUUAUAUCAAGUAAACUAUCAGAAGCAGGCGCUUUUAUUGCUAACAAUGGCCAAAACGUGUCUUUCUUUUGCAUGGCUGUUUCAAAUCCUAAGUCGGAAAUCAUUAUCAGAGAUCAAAGAGAUAAACAGUUAACAACUUUGAAAGAUACCAAAUUUGUCGAUCAUACAAAAUUGAAUGUGUCCUGUGCCGAUGCUGGACAUUAUACAUGUUAUGCAAGAAAUAUGUUAACUGUUGGAGAAGAAGCAACAUCUAAUCAUAUUCUCAUCGUCAGAUGUCCGCCACGUCCGAAAACUGUAAAAGACGACAAUGUAACAGCCCUUUUGGGGUCUGACGUCACACUGCCAUUUACAGCACAUGACCUUUUUGAUGGGCAAAACAAAACUGCUUUUACAUGGUACAAACAGAACACAUCAUUGCAAAUGACGCUAGUAAACAUAUAAUUUCAUCCUACGGAUUACAAUCUGUCUUGGUCAUCAGAAAUAUAACUCAAACAGAUUAUGGGCAAUACCGAGUUAUUGUCAGGAAUUCAGUUGGACAAUACAUUCAUUAUUACGAAUUGAACGAAAAAGACAUUGAAAAACAGCAAGAACCAGUGGAGUCUGCAAUCAUUGGGAUAAUAACUGGUGUCGCUGUUGGUACAUUUGCUUUCACAAUUUUAGUUGUUGUUAUGGCAUUACUCGGUUACAAAUAUAUCAGACGUUACCAAAGUCUUGGAAAAAGACAAGCAACUGGAAGUAGAACUGUUUCUGAAAAUCAGACAACAUCUACAUAUAACGACU